Nothobranchius furzeri (turquoise killifish) is the source of this 3624-nucleotide messenger RNA. RefSeq names its product V-set and transmembrane domain-containing protein 1. Lineage: Eukaryota; Metazoa; Chordata; Actinopteri; Cyprinodontiformes; Nothobranchiidae. Gene Ontology annotation, biological process: adaptive immune response. Gene Ontology annotation, cellular component: membrane. Gene Ontology annotation, molecular function: signaling receptor activity. The record is from RefSeq and is a predicted model, not a curated record.
AGUCGUCAGAAGUGCUGUGAGCUCUGUCAACAUGUCUGCUGUCUGGAUGAAGAUCGCCACCAUCCUUUGCCUCUGCUGCUCAGAGCUGACUGAUGCAAGAGUGAUGUGGAAAGAAGCCGGAGAGUCCAUCACCAUCUCGUGCACCUCUGAUUCCCAACUGCAGAUGAUGUAUUUGAUGAAGGGUCUCAAUCGGGACGAACAGAUUUUUUUUACAGAGAGAACAAAACAAAAACACAAUAUCAAAGACACGAUGAAGGUCAGAGUUCAGGCACAUAUUGUCUUCCCAAAAGUAGAGGUUCUCAUCAAAAACCUGACUCGGAAUGACACAGGACCGUACUGGUGUUUGUACAAAACCAUGAGCUCAAGUGAAUACACAGACUCUCUGCUGCUGGUGGUGACGGAAAAACAACAAGAAAGGACAGCAGCAGUCUGUGAGUCCUCCAGCGUGAAUGUGGUUGUCUUGGCUGUCGUAGCCUUUUCUGCCUUCCUGCUCGCCAUCAUGCUGUUCCUAGUUUUAUGGAUCACGAAAAAGAACACCAGGGCCUCAUUUCGCCCAGAGAAAACAAGCAGCCGUCCGAAAAACAACGAUGUUUACGAAGACAUGAGAGGAACAAUCAGACGCUGAGGAACAGCGGCUGCAGGCUGUAAAAAAAUGAAAACAACACAACUCUGCACCGCGUGGUCGAGAACAUCAGAGGCAGCGCUGCAACUCAGCAGUCCCAUGACUUAUUCACGGUUUCAGUUUUUUUUGUAAAUGAGGUUCGUGCAACAACUAAGGAGAGUUUCUGUUUUUUGUUUCACAUUAUGAGGAUUACAUAUGUACAUGACCUAUUUUUUCUAACUAUUCAGUGUUAAAUUUUAUUUUAUAUUCUCUUCACUUUCUUAUGCCUUUCUGACCAAGCAUGUUCCUGUUUCACGGUGGUUGUCCCUUGUUUCGAUGUUACACACCAUCCCGACCACAAACUUCAGUGGAAAUAACAAAACUCAAAUCUUGUGGUCCUUCUGUGACCAAAAGAUCACUUGUUUGUCAGCCUUCUAUUCCAUUAAACUCAUCCAGAUACAGAAUAUUUACAUAUUUCAUCAACCUAGAGUUUGAUCUUCGGCACUGAGGUUAAAUCCAUUUGCACUUGUAAAGUUAAUGUUAACAAUAACUGUAAAUAUGGUGAGUAGGGAGGGUAAAACCAACAGAAAGAGAUAAUGUGGUCAAUAAGUUCUCUAGCAUAACUAAAGGGAUGAGCCAGGAUAACCCAGACUAACCUUAAAGAGCAAGUCACCCCCUACCAGAUUCUUACUCAACUCCCACUUCCUGUUUGAAAAAUGCAACAAAUGCUGUUGCCUAGCAGGCCGAGAGGGUGGAGCCACUAACAAAUACAGACACACACAGGCUCACACCGACAUUGUGACAUCAUAUGGUACCAGCUAAUGUUCUAGGGUACCUCUUAGCCAAAAGCGAUGGCAGAUUUAAAUUCAACUGCAGUGCAGAGUUUUUACCUGACAACGGCACAACACUGACAGUUUUAGGCAAAAAAUUAAAAUUUUAACUAAAAUCCACUAAAGUGCAAAACUAUUGGCUACACUUGUCUGCAGCAUGAUUAGACACACAUUUACAUAGUUUAUCAGGAAAAAAAAGUUGAUUUGGGGGUGACUUGCUCUUUAACUAUAGGAUUCAUCCAGAAAGACAGGGUGUCUGCCUUAUGAGGAUGUUAAACAAAGCUCACUGUAAAUAUCCAUAAUGCACAUUUAAAUGUCAUAGGUUUACUUUAUAUUGUUAAAGUUUUACUGUAUUGUUACUUUUCCGCAAAUAAAACAAUUGUUUUUAAUUUUGGAAUUGUCUCAAUUAUACUUUUUUGACUACGUUUUUAUUUCUUCCCAGAAAGCCACGCUGCUCGGAUCAGAGCCAAAGUUCUCCGUGGUUCCCGAGCCUCAGGACAAAAUCAGAACAAAGUGAUUUUUUUAUGAUUGGUUUCUGUCGUGAGCUGGGAAAUACAGAUCCAGGAGUAGAAAAAUAAAAAUAAAUUUUUUUGUUGUCCCUCAAUGGGGAAAUGUUGGUGUCCCUGCAGCAAGGACACACACCACAGGAGCAAAAAGAGGAGUACAAAAUUAAGAAUAAAAAGUGAGUCAGAGUUAGGAGUAGACGACUAGAAAAUAUAACACAGAAUUACUUGAAAUAUUUAAAAAUCUAAAUUUGGAGUAUAUACUCCAUCCAUCCAUUUUCAUCCGCUUAUCCGGAGUCGGGUCACGGGGGCAGUAGCCUAAGUCGAGAGACCCUGACUUCCUUCUUCCCAGCCACUUGGGCCAGCUCCUCCAGGGGAAUCCCAAGGCGUUCCCUGGCCAGGUGAGAGACAUUGUCCCUCCACCAUGUCCUGGGUCUACUUUUAGGUCUCCUCCCAAUUGGACGUGCCCGUAAACCUCACCAGGGAGGCGUCCAGGAGACAUCCUGAUCAGAUGCCCGAGCCACCUCAACUGGCUCCUCUCGAGUCAUCUGGCCAUGUGGAACAUAUACUCAUUUUAAGAAUUUCUGACAGCUUUCAGCAGAAAUGCGGGUAUAUUUCUGGUAUCAUUUUAGCCUGGACUUGUUUAAGGGGUUAGAUUGGGGGUUAAACCACCAAAUAGUUCCCGAGUGCAGCCACCGCCCCCCUCCAUGGGGAUGGGUCAAAUGAAUUUCACCAGUGUGUGAGGAUGACUAUGGGACUUUAACUUUAACUUUGGUCCCAGACCAGCUCAGGUUAGCCAUUAGCUUGUAAGUUUGAUCAAAGCUGAUGCGUUUUUUUUAAACUGAGAUCAUUCGUAGGGCUACCAACAACCAGUAGGAUUUGCAUACAUGUUCCAUAGAAACCUGCUUCACAGAUCGGACUUACUCUUUUAUCAGGAAUCAAAGUUGAUACUGUUUUUGCAUAAAAACUGCUUCUUGUUGGCAUUUGACAUCUACAUAGAUGAGAUAACUGAUAUACAACCCUUCAGUUUUAACACGGUGCAUGUUUUAUUUCCAAUGUCAGAUAUUACAACAUUUCCACACAGUAAGUUCAAAUCCGUGUGAAACUCCAGAAAAAGAAAGCACCACUCAACCCUUCGACCUAGUCAAGUCAAGCCAGCGCAUGUGCCGCCUUACACAAACACGGUGAUCCUUAAACGCUGUAAAUCAGGCAACAACUCAAACACUGUGAGUCCAGACAAGUUCAGCUAAACUGAGAGUCGAAAGACACCAAGUGAGUCAACACCGAGAGUUCAGGGGGCGAAGAAAGCAUGCAGCGUGUUGGUGAAGUGGAUGUUUACUUGUGCAGCAUGCUUGUGGUCACAAGCUGCGACUUUGUCCUUCCUUCAGAAAAAAACAGAGCGAGCGGUUUAGAGCGUGAAAUGUGUCACUUAGGUGUUUGUGUGUGAAAAGUCUUGCUACCACAGUGCAAACAUCCUGGUGUUGUUUUGUGUCUGCACGUCUUCAGUGAGAUGACUUUUGAAAAGACCAUGGAAAUCGUGCUCUAAGGUAAGCGGUGGCGUGAAUCGGAAACUGAGACCCCCCUCUUACAAGAAAUCUGACAUCAGCAUGCUAACGUACAAGAAGAACCAUGCUGUCCAUUCCCCUUUGUUUCCUGUUUUCUUUAUUAAAGACAUUUUUCUUUUUCUAUA